UCCAACCGACGCCUAGCCAGCCGUCAGAAUUCAGAAAUGCGUCUGUCUGCCUCAGGUAAUGGAAGACGAGGGUCAAAUCACGUUUACUCUAACAAUUUUACACAGAGUUCUCGCGACUGUCUUCAUAGACGGGAAGGAAACAUGGAGAAAACUAUUCACAGUUGGAAGUGUUGGAGAACUGAUUAACUCAGCCAAAACGGAGCUCUCUCAACAAGUAUCUAUUGAUCGAAUACUGAGAUUUGACACAGAUUUUCAAGAAUUUAUUGACAUCGAUGUUAAUUCAGAAGUGAAGGAGCUUGACAAAUUCCAAAUAUAUUAUACUGCUAGUAUCACACAGGAUCCAUUAGAUGGAAGAUUUCAUUCAACAGAAGUAAGCCGGACUGUCACCACAACUGGUCUGCUGACACUGCUCGAGGAAAAGGCCCCUACAAUCUUGAGAGAACAUGAAGACACAAAGACAUUGUCAAUUUCUUUGAGAAAGUUACUUGUUAAAGUGGCUGUGAGUGACCUUGUAGAAAAGCAUGGAUUCUAUCCAUCUGGUACAGAAAAGCUGGCACUGGCAAAGGAGAUUGUGUCACUGUUCCCCUCAUUAAGGAUUAAUGUCCCAUUUGGCGAAAAUGAAGGACAUGAGCAUUUUUUGAUGGGCCAUCACACAGUGGAUUUAUAG
Messenger RNA from Xyrauchen texanus (razorback sucker), 667 nucleotides. RefSeq lists its product as uncharacterized. Bases 59 to 667 code for a protein of 202 amino acids. The transcript is spliced from 5 exons. The record is from RefSeq and is a predicted model, not a curated record. Lineage: Eukaryota; Metazoa; Chordata; Actinopteri; Cypriniformes; Catostomidae.